UAGCGUCCCUAAGGAGAGGUGUUUACAGUAAAAUAUCAGUUUUAAAAAUAAAUUCCCUAGGAUUUUAUAUUUUUUUUGCGAAUUUCAAAACAAUUACAUUAAUAGUUUAAGUUUAAGUACAUAAAAAAUAGUUUUUGCUUUUGUGGAGCAAAAUAAUAUUGGAAAGUUGCUCGUCUUAAGAUUUGAUGGUUUUGUAAUUGAUAAAUUAUUCGAAUACGGCUACGUAUGUAUGCACAUACAUAUAUUUAUUAGUACGUACAUACGACAUAAUUACUUUUUUAUUGUGCUAUAUACAAGUAAUUACUGAAGGGAGUAGAUAAUUUAAUAUUUUUUUUUCGAAACACAAUAUAAAUUAUCGUUAAUUUGGUUUAAAAACUAAUAUAAAUGUAAAGUUUUGCAUGCAACAAGAGUGGCAGCCAUAACAUCCUUGAUUGUAGUGUGUUUAUGUACAUAAGUAUAAUAAAUGGAGCCUUAAGUAUAAAGUGUGUUUUCGGGAUGUUAAAUUUUUAUUUUUAAUUGAGUAACCUUUCCAUAUAUAAAUAUAAAUGAAAUCAAAGAAAUUGGAAAAUAUGGGUGAAAUAAAAUCAGUGAAAGUGGAUAAUUGGGGAGUAUUCUUCCUCCAGAAAUUACAAAACUUUUUUAAUAAGACAGAUUAUUGCGAUUUGACUUUACAAUUUAAUGAUAAUUCGCAGUUAAAAGUUCAUAGAUUAGUUCUUAAUGCAUGUACGGACUAUUUUAAUGUCUUAGAACAAACUUGUGAAAUGAUUGAUGAUGUUUUAAUUAUGCCGAAUGAACUUCAGGCUGAUUUAGUUGUACCAAUUGUAAACUUUAUGUAUACAGGAACAUUAGAAUUCGAGUUAAAAAUUUAUGGAAAGCUGCUGAAAACUGCUAGAGAUAUGAACAUGACCGUUUUGUUGAAGUUAUUGGAGGCACAUAGAAGAACGAUGGAAACAAAACCAAAAAAUCAGAAGCCUGCGAAAACAAGCAGUUUUCAACAAAUGAAAACAGCGAUGCCAAGCAUUACUAAACCUUCUCAGCAAAAGAGCACAAAUCGACCAGUUCUAGGUAACUCUGAAUCAAUUUAUAAAACUUUGCAAAUUAAGCCUUAUAGUUCAAGCAAUUUAAAACCCGGAACUAUUUUGUCAAAAUCUCAAUCAAAAAUUGUUCCAGUUAAAGGUCCAACCAGAUUUGAAUAUGAAGCAGGUGAAUCACUUACAUCAUUUGAUCCAACAUUUGAUAACAUUUCAUAUGAAAGCAAACCCCUUAAAGUAGAUUACGGGGAACAGAUCGGUCGAAGUGAAACGUCACCCUUCGAACAAUUGAGACAAACUGGUUAUAAUAAUAACAAAAGACCGGCUCAAUCGUUAUUAGAAUCACCACCAACAAAAAAGCCUAAUAUUCAAGAUGUUAAAGAAUAUGCUGAGCAACAGAGAAUGCGCAAGCAAAUUGCUGAAGAUUAUGGUGAGGAACCUGAUUUCGAUAGUAUUUUAGAUGAUGAAUUUCAUAAUGACGACGAUGAUGAGGAGUUUACUAGUAUUCAGGAAAAUACGAGACCAACAACAUCUAAAUCAACAUAUGUGCAGCAGACAUCACCUCAAAAAACACAAGCUAGUUUAAGGAAAAGUGACUCUUCUACUCAACAAAAACCUACAAUUGUUGUUAAGGAAUGUUCUUCAUCGAAUGUUGAUCAUGCGAAAAUUAUAAGUGAAGUGCUCAGAAAAUAUCCACAUUUAAUAAAAAACAAUAAAAAUAUUAAAUUAAAAAUCAUGCCCACAACUAGCGGUGGUGGAGCUCAAAAGGUUUUCAUCAAACAGGAGCCUAGUGAACAACGUUCCACUGCUCCUACAAUCAAAACAGAACCUGUUUCUCCAAAAAAAAUGAGCCAAGCGGUUUCAACGACCUUAAUAAAAUCUGAAUCCUUGUCUCCGUCAGGUAAAAAUUCACAACUAGUUGCACAGAAGCCUGCUGCGGUUUCAACCUCGUCUACUCCAAAUCAGCCGAGAAGAAUUGAUAGUAAAACUAUGAAACAAUUGAUAGCAUUAGGCGCUGAAAAUACAACAGGACCUUGGUUAUGUUUGCGUUGUGGAGUGAAUGGUCGUCCUAUAAGUAUUCCAUCAUAUAGAGGUUUUAGAAGACAUCUAGUUAAUACGCAUAAAGAGAAAAUCGAUCCAAGACUCUGUGAACACUGUGGUUGGCGCUCAAUUAAUCAAAAGGAAUUAGUUUUCCAUAUGUUUACACAACAUGACGUUCGCACAUCUAUAAGUUUUCCAAAAUGUGAACAUUGUGGCACAAUUGUAUUUGACAUGCAAGCAUUAGAUCAGCAUAUAGAUGAUGUUCAUCCAGAAGUUAAAGAGGAUAAUCAACAAUGUAUUUAUUGCAAUAAAACAUUUUCCACAGAAUUAAUGCUUUACAAUCAUAUGAAAGAUCAACACAAAGAACGGGCGCGUGAUGACGGCGUUAUUGAUUUUUCUGAAGAAGAUGAAGCAUAUGAAGAAUAUGAGCAGAAAAUGCAAAAUAUGACCGAUGCAAAAAGUGGUUCAAAAAUUCAAAUAUUGUCUGAUAUUGAUCUACCGAAGUGUAUAUCAUUGACUCAAAUUACAAAACCUGAUUCACAUAUACAGUUUGAUGCAGAUAAUUUAGUGGAAAUGCUUGGUCGAGAUAGUCAAAUUAUGCAGCCGACAGACUUGAUACCAACAAUUUCUUCUGGAAUGACGAGUGAACCGAAAUUCAUAAAUGCAGACGGUAAUGUUAUGGAAUUGACCCCAGCUCAAAGAGCUGAAAUAAUGUCUCAAUUAGAACAAGGUGGAGACGGUGUAGUCAUGGUUUUAGAUGAGUCAUUUAGCGAAAGAGUGACAGCUAAAAUUAUAGAUAAUACUGAUGAUGAUGCUAGCCAAGAAGGGGCAGAACAAGAUUCCGAUCAUAAUAUUGCAGAUGUGAACAAUAUCGCUGAGGAAACUACGGAGCAAGUAGAAGAGCAGGUUAUGGAAGAAGAAGCAGUUCAAGAUUCAAAUGAAGAUAAACAAAAUCAAACUCUAGCUGAUGAUUUGGAAGAGGAGUUAAAUGCAUGGAAACCCCCUGAAAUAUCCCGAAAAGAGAAUACUAAAAUUGAUGAUCCAGUUGACAAAGAUGAUUUGGAUGAAUCGAAUGAGAAUUUAGAUGAACAACUAGAGAAGUUAACUCAGAUGACUCAACCACUACUGGAAACAAAAAAGGUUGAGAAAGUGUCUAAAGAUGAGCUUGAUGAAAGAUUAAAAAUGCUUACAAACGAUUGGACUGAUGAUGAAGAUGAGGAAGUAGAUAACUCAUUAACCAGUCAAUCUACUUCAAAUAAAUUGGAAAAGGAGAAAAACGACGGCUCUAAAAAAGAAGUCAAAGAUCAUUCGAAAAUUGGUGAAGACAACGAAAACAUUGAGAAAGAGGAAAAUAUAGAAGAUAUCCUUAAGGGAGAUUUGGAAGAUAAGCCAGAAGAGCAAUCUGAUUCAAAGGACGAUAAAGAAAAUGAGAAAAUUGAGAGCGAAACAAAAGAAAAAACGCCGGAAAUAACAUCGCAGAAAGAUUCGGAAAGUGCAGAUAAUUCUUUGGUGGCCCAACAGGAUUCGGGAGAAUCAGAUGAUGAAGAAAAAGUUUUAAGAGAACAACCAAUUUGUGCCACGGAGGAAGAUACGCCAGUUGAAGAUAAUACUGAUACUGAUAAAAACAUCGGCACGAUUACACCACAUAACACAGAAAAUCAAAGCGAUGGUGACAAAGACGAAGAAAAGUCUAAAACGUCAGAUAUUGAAAAAAAUGAAAAAUCUUGUGAAUUGCUGAAAGAUGAAAUAAAAUUUAAAUCAGAGGAAAAUGAGCAUAAAAGCGAAAUCAAAGAAGAAAAUCUAGAGGUUGAAAUUGAGAAAGAUCAUAAAACAAGUAGCAGUUCUGAAGAAAGCAAAUUAAAGCCUCAAACUAAGGAAAAAUCUCCGGAAUCUAAAAAAGAAGAAAUUAAAAGCAUAAUUAACGAAUGGGAUGAUGGUAAUGAGGAUGAUGAUCUUUAAAUAAAAUUAUUGCUAUUAGAAUUUGAAACUACUUUAAAGCAUGAGAAAUCGUUGUCUCUUUUUAACCUACUUAUCCUUUCAUCCGAUUUUAUUUUGAAGCAACUUGGUUUUAGGUGAAAUAACAACUUUUUCUUUAUUUUACUACAACACUAUAGCUGUUAUUAAAUAUUGAUAAAAACAAUUAUGUUAUGUAAAACCUUGUAAAAAAUUAAAAAAAUUGAGUAAAAUAUACAUUACACUAUACAUAUGAUAACUGUAGAUGAAUACGUUAGAAUAAUACCAUAACUGAAUGGUAAUAAAAUGUUUCAU
Molecule: messenger RNA, 4340 nt
Organism: Condylostylus longicornis
Lineage: Eukaryota; Metazoa; Arthropoda; Insecta; Diptera; Dolichopodidae
Gene: Cp190
Product: centrosome-associated zinc finger protein CP190
Exons: 4
Coding region: 546-4031 (1161 amino acids)
Biological process (GO): regulation of transcription by RNA polymerase II
Cellular component (GO): nucleus
Molecular function (GO): DNA-binding transcription factor activity, RNA polymerase II-specific; RNA polymerase II cis-regulatory region sequence-specific DNA binding; protein binding
Source: RefSeq, a predicted model, not a curated record